Kluyveromyces marxianus DMKU3-1042 is the source of this 333-nucleotide messenger RNA. It is a transcript of the gene SWM1, whose product is annotated as Swm1p. Bases 1 to 333 code for a protein of 110 amino acids. NCBI's taxonomy places the organism in Eukaryota, Fungi, Ascomycota, Saccharomycetes, Saccharomycetales, Saccharomycetaceae. The record is from RefSeq and is a predicted model, not a curated record. The transcript has a single exon.
AUGAACUAUUUGGACUCACAGACAAGACACUACCACUACGCAAGGGCCCAGCACAUGUGCUGGAACUGGAACGACCCCACAAACGAAGAUGGAAACCGGUUUCCCUUGCCCGACCAGGAAAGCGUACGGCAGGACGCGCAUGCCGGGUUGCAGGUGAACGUGGGCGAGCCCAACAGCUACUGGGACUGCUACGUGGACGAGGACCAGUGGCAGGUGUUCCAGGACUUGUUGAUGGACUGCAACGGGAACCUAACGAGAAACGACGAAUCCGAGGGCAACCUUUUCAGGCACGUGAUCAAAGCACGUGAUCUCAAAUUACCCUUACCCUUGUGA